This is a messenger RNA of Megalops cyprinoides (Indo-Pacific tarpon), 2446 nucleotides long. RefSeq names its product 5-hydroxytryptamine (serotonin) receptor 2B, G protein-coupled (gene htr2b). The record is from RefSeq and is a predicted model, not a curated record. Gene Ontology annotation, cellular component: dendrite; plasma membrane. Gene Ontology annotation, molecular function: G protein-coupled serotonin receptor activity; neurotransmitter receptor activity. Gene Ontology annotation, biological process: G protein-coupled receptor signaling pathway, coupled to cyclic nucleotide second messenger; regulation of behavior; vasoconstriction. The transcript is spliced from 4 exons. The coding region runs from base 766 to 2082 and encodes 438 amino acids. NCBI's taxonomy places the organism in Eukaryota, Metazoa, Chordata, Actinopteri, Elopiformes, Megalopidae.
GGAGGGAGAGAGACUAAGAGAGGGAGCCAGAGGAUCUCGGCAAGUUUUAAACCUGUGAUCACAAGAGGUGAUGCAGAGCGGGACUGGGGAGCCUUCCAACACUCAGGAACAAAGGGAGCUCAUGCAAUUCCAUCAGAUAGUAUUUUGGAUUUACCCUAAAGGAAAGGGUCUGUCAAAUUCAAGUGAUUACAUAUGAAAAAAGGGGGCAGCUCUUGUUCGGAGAGGAGGGGGGGGUUAGCAAAAGUGAGGUGAGCUCCUGCAAAGGGGAGCACAACACUUCGCUUCGCGUUUCGCGUGACUCAAAAGGAGAGGGCAGCGCCAUGCGCCUCGGCACCGAGGACAUUCAGCCAUGACACAGAGUGACACACACGGUCACACACCUCUGAGGUUUUGGAUAAAGGACAGUCCUGUGUGAUCAGGAAGCACUUCCCACCCCAGGAGCAGAGACCAGCAGAACCAGGACUACAGCAUAUACCAUCGCACACCGUGCCACUCCACGAUACUCGUUUCCCUGUGGAAGUACAGCCCACCAGCGGAUUACUGCCCAUACUAAGCAGGAGGAGCCUAUCUGUUUAAAUAAAGAUUCAGAACUGAGAGUAGCAGCUUAGAAGCAGCGGGCAGGGGCUGACAGCCCCGCCGGUGAGCUGGCUCUGCAGCGGCCCUGCCUCCUCCCCCAGACGCGUGGGCCCCCGUGACCAUGCUGGCCCAUCCUCCGGAGACACCCAGAGCACAGCCACCACCCGCGCGCCAGCCGGCCACCCUGACAUGUCCCAACAAGGAAUGUGCUGGGCGGCCCUGCUCAUUGUCAUGGUCAUCAUCCCCACCAUUGGGGGCAACAUCCUGGUCAUCUUGGCCGUGGCCCUCGAAAAGAAGUUGCAGAACGCCACUAACUACUUCCUCAUGUCCCUGGCAGUAGCCGACCUGCUGGUGGGGUUGCUGGUGAUGCCCAUUGCCCUUGUCACCGUGCUCUACAAUUCUGAGUGGCCGCUGCCCGAGGAACUCUGUCCCAUCUGGCUCUUUCUAGACGUCCUGUUUUCCACCGCCUCCAUAAUGCACCUGUGUGCCAUCUCUCUGGAUCGCUACAUUGCCAUUAAGAGGCCCAUCCAACACAGCCAGUACAAGUCCAGAGCCAAAGCCCUGGCCAAAAUCACGGUGGUGUGGCUUAUAUCCAUCGGUAUUGCCAUACCCAUCCCCACAAAAGGCCUAACAAACUUUCCAAACAACACAACCUUCCUCAACAAGUCCUGUGUUCUGAAACCUGAAAGUUUCCAUGAGUUCAUCAAGUUUGGGUCCUUGGCAGCGUUCUUCAUUCCGCUCACCAUCAUGAUGGUCAUCUACCUGCUGACCAUCCAGGUGCUGCGGAAGAAAGCCCAUCUGCUCAAAUCCAAGGUGUCCCAACGCUUCAGCGGGCCAACAGUGGCCACAGUUUUCCAGAGGGAGGUGUCCACAAACUCUUCACCAGACAGGGCAUCCACGUUAGAGGGGCCCAAGCGGGACAAGGUGCCAAACAUCAACUCCAUGAGUGGGGACGAGAUCCCCAUCCGCAGAAUGUCCACCAUGGGCAAGAAGUCCAUGCAGAACCUCAGCAAUGAGCAGCGGGCUUCCAAAGUCCUGGGCAUAGUCUUUUUAUUGUUUGUGGUCAUGUGGUGCCCUUUCUUCAUUACUAACGUGACCUCUGUGCUCUGCAAGAGCUGCAACGAGGUUGUUGUAAAGAGGCUGAUGGAGAUUUUCGUCUGGGUGGGCUACGUCUCCUCGGGCAUCAACCCCCUGGUCUAUACCCUUUUCAACAAGACGUUCCGUAAGGCUUUCACCCGUUACAUCACCUGUAACUACAGUGGCACAAGGCCUUCCAAGCUGCAGAGCAGAAACUUGACGCGGAUAUCGUUCCGCUCAUCCGUCAAGGAGAACUCAAAGUUUUUCAUGAAGCAUGGGAUGAGGAACGGCAUCAACCCUGUGGCUUAUCAGAGCCCGCUGAGGCGGCGGCCCCCAUCCGUUCCAUGCUCGGCCAGCAUUCUGCUGGAUACCUUGCUCCUCACUGAAAAUGAGGGCUGCAAGGACAAGGAGCAGGUCAGCUAUGUGUAGCUUUAAAGCUCCCUCUAGUAUUUACGCUGUAAGGAUGUGAGGGAAGUCAAUGAUGGGAAAAUGGACCUUUUGUCACAAACGUGGACUCGUACUGUGCAAGUCAAAGAGUCAUACUGUAGCCACAGCAUACUGAAAAGGGACCAUUAAAAAGAACAAGGCUACUUAGGUUGAUUUAAUAUAAUGAGGGGUCCAACAUGGAUGCAACAAAUGUAAAAAAUAAAAUGAAGGGCCUCAAAUAAACAAUGAAUUUGCAAAAGCAUUUAAGGAAGCUAACAAAGACUACACAUCUCACAGAGAAUGAGGUCCAGUACACUAUAGCCAAAUCAUUCUCUUAUAUGGUCGAAACAGGCUGAAAUACAUGGAA